AAAGCCCGGUCACAUAUAAAAGGCCCCCCUUGAUAAGCUUAGCCUCAUCCUUUGGCUGCUAGGGCUUGGCGCUGGGCGCGACGAUGUCGCAUUUUGGGCGAUCGGGGCCGCCGGACAUCCGCGAUACGUACUCGCUCCUCGUCCUCAACAUCACCUUCCGGACCAGCGCCGACGAUUUGUUUCCUUUGUUUGAUAGAUAUGGAAAAGUGGUUGAUAUUUUUAUCCCAAGAGACCGGAGAACCGGGGACUCGAGGGGAUUUGCUUUCGUUCGUUACAAGCACGCUGACGAAGCUCAAAAGGCAAUUGAGAGGCUUGAUGGUAAGAAUGUAGAUGGAAGAAAUAUUGUUGUCCAAUUUGCGAAAUACGGCAGGAACGAUGAGUCAAUCCACCGUGGAAAAAUAACUUCGUCCAGUCCAAUCUGGCGCAGCCGGUCCAGGAGCCGGAGUCCUCGGAGAGGAAGAAGGGAUUAUGACGACUACCGAGAGAGAGAUAGAGACCGAAGGCGUAGCCGUAGUCGCGAAAGAUACGAACGCGAGAGAUACCGCGGGCGUGACAGUAGAGAUUACCGGAGGCGGAGCUUUAGCCGCAGCCGAAGCCGCAGUAGAAGUAGAGGCCGUGGCCACGACUAUCCCCGAGACAAUCGUGACGGCGGCCGCGAUGGCCGCGAUGCUCGUGAUGGUCGUGAUGGCCGCGAGGGGCGAAGACGAUCCCGGAGUAAAUCACCCGAGAGGCAAGCGUCUCCAGUCAUUGAAAGGAGCCCGUCGCCUCAGCCUCGUCGUAGCGCUUCUCCAGCUCCCAGGAGCCCAUCGCCGGUGCGAAACUUGGGCCGUCGCAGCGUCUCUCCGAGAGCAAGUCCAUCGCCGGAUGCGAAAAGUCCCGUGAAUGGCCGCCAUUCUUCUCCUAAUUCAGAGCCUGAGGAAUCCUAAUAAGCGAGCGGUGGCAUGCGCCUUUGGAGUACCUUGUUAGAGCUAUCCGGGGGUGGACAGUCUUAGUAGUACUCAUGGAAGCUGUCCGAGGGACAUCUAGCUGAGUGGAGGUGGCACCUCAGCUGGUUCGUCUUUACGUUGCAUUUUUUUUUCUUCUUCUCUUGCUCUCUUUCUCACUCUUCUCUCUCGCUCUCUCCCUCUUUUCUUUCUUUCCAUCACUAUGAUGUAUGUUUCUCGCUUAUUGGUAUGGGAAGGCUGUUGUUGUAUGUUUGUCUUGCAUCUGUGGAGUGCUUUGCCUGUGUGCAGUCAUGCUAACGAAAUGCUUCUGUGCUUCGUCCACUUUUAGGGGGGUUUUGGUAGUGCUGAGUGGGGUCGUGCCAAAGUUGCUGCUGCUACUGCCGCUAUUGCCGCUGCUGCCGCUACUGCUGCCUCGGAAAAAAAAGGAAAAAACGACUCUAGGAGGAUCGCUGGUGCGCGUAAAAAUGGUGCCGUUGUUGGCGACGCUGUGUUCGUGACUGUUUGCUAAGCUGAUACCCCAGGGCAGUAAUGAUCUCCUUUUUUUUU
Selaginella moellendorffii is the source of this 1490-nucleotide messenger RNA. Its product is annotated as serine/arginine-rich splicing factor SC35. The record is from RefSeq and is a predicted model, not a curated record. Bases 84 to 926 code for a protein of 280 amino acids. Lineage: Eukaryota; Viridiplantae; Streptophyta; Lycopodiopsida; Selaginellales; Selaginellaceae. Gene Ontology annotation, molecular function: RNA binding. The transcript has 8 exons.